UCCCAGCCUCCCGCCAGCCCAGAGUCAAAGUCUGGCACCAGGCCAAGGAAGCCCCACCCAGGGGCCGGCCCGGUCUUGGAUGUUUCAUUAAGAAGGGCGGCAGCGAGGCCGGGCAGAGCAGGGACGACCAGGAGGAAGGGCAUCUUGGCAGGGUCUCAGGAUGGACCCCUUCACAGACACACUGCAGCGGCUGCGGGAAGCCUUUGGCUCGGGGCGGACGCGGCCGGCCGAGUUCCGGGCUGCCCAGCUGAAGGGCCUGGGCCGCUUCCUGCGAGAGAACAAGCAGCUUCUGCAGGAGGCACUGGCGCAGGACCUGCACAAGUCAGUCUUCGAGUCUGAGGUAUCUGAGAUCAGCAUCAGCCAGAGCGAGAUUGACUCGGCCCUUAGGAACCUGCGGGCCUGGAUGAAGGAUGAGAAAGUGUCCAAGAACCUGGCCACGCAGCUGGACUCGGCCUUCAUCCGAAAGGAGCCCUUUGGCCUGGUGCUCAUUGUCGCCCCCUGGAACUACCCCGUGAACCUGAUCCUGGUGCCGCUGGUGGGCGCCCUCGCCGCAGGGAACUGCGUGGUGCUGAAGCCCUCGGAAGUCAGCAAGAGCACGGAGAAGGUCCUGGCCGAGGUGCUGCCCCGAUACCUGGACCAGAGCUGCUUUGCCGUGGUGCUGGGCGGGCCCCAGGAGAUGGGGCAGCUGCUGGAGCACAAGUUCGACUACAUCUUCUUCACAGGGAGCCCUCAAGUCGGCAAGACCGUCAUGGCUGCUGCCGCCAAGCACCUGACGCCCAUCACGCUGGAGCUGGGGGGCAAGAACCCCUGCUAUGUGGACGACAACUGCGACCCCCAGACCGUAGCCAACCGCGUGGCCUGGUUCCGCUAUUUCAACACUGGCCAGACCUGCGUAGCCCCCGACUACGUCCUGUGCAGCCCUGAAAUGCAGGCGAGGCUGCUGCCCGCCCUGCAGAGCUCCAUCACCCGUUUCUAUGGCGAAGACCCCCAGAGCUCCCCGGAUCUGGGCCGCAUCAUCAACCACAAACAUUUCCAGCGGCUCCGGGGCCUGCUGAGCUGUGGCCGCGUGGCCAUCGGUGGCCAGAGUGAUGAGAGCGAGCGCUACAUCGCCCCCACGGUGCUGGUAGACGUGCAGGAGACAGAGCCAGUGAUGCAGGAGGAGAUCUUCGGGCCCAUCCUGCCCAUCAUGAACGUGAGGGGCCUGGACGAGGCCAUCGACUUCAUCAACCGUCGGGAGAAGCCCCUGGCCCUGUACGCCUUCUCCAACAGCAACCAGGUGGUCAAGCGGGUCCUGGCACAGACCAGCAGCGGGGGCUUCUGUGGAAACGAUGGCUUCAUGCACAUGACCCUCAGCAGCCUGCCUUUCGGAGGAGUAGGUGCCAGUGGGAUGGGUAGCUACCAUGGCAAGUUCUCUUUCGACACCUUCUCCCACCACCGUGCCUGCUUGCUGCGCCGCCCUGGGCUGGAGAAGAUCUACGCCAUCCGCUACCCACCCCACUCUCCACGCAACCUGAGGCUGCUGCUCCUGGCCAUGGAGGCCCGCGGGUGCAGCUGCACGCUGCUCUGAGCCCACCUCAGGCGCUGGGGCACCGAGUGUCCUUCCCAGCUCACGUCUAUGCGUUCUCCGCUGCCGCAGCCACCUGGUGAAGACCUGGCCCGGGGUCCACGACACAGAAGGAAAAGACCAGCCAGGGCUGUAGCCCAGAUCAGUGCCUGCCCUCCUCCCUCCUGGGGUUUCUCUUGUCAGGCCCUCAGCUGCCCAUCAGCUAGGAUGGGCCGAGUUGCGGAAGUGCGGGAAACAGAGCAAUAACCUGCCCCCCCCCACCCCGCUCCCCCACUGGCCACCGUGUCCUGGGAGAGGAGGGCAGAUGUGAGCACCUCUGAGCUACCCCUCUUUCUGUGGAGGGUGCAGAAGGGGCCCUGGCAUCUGGUCCAUGCCACAUUGUGGACCUCUGUGACCUGGGUGGUCCCUGCCCUCUCUAACCCUGUUUCUCUGGCGGUUGUCCGAAGUAGGUGACUGACAAUACCUUCUGGGAUCACUGUCAGGAUUAAAUUUCAGAGCUUAAUUGCUGACUGCAA
This is a messenger RNA of Camelus dromedarius (Arabian camel), 2079 nucleotides long. It is a transcript of the gene ALDH3B1, whose product is annotated as aldehyde dehydrogenase 3 family member B1. The record is from RefSeq and is a predicted model, not a curated record. Bases 161 to 1567 code for a protein of 468 amino acids. Gene Ontology annotation, cellular component: cytoplasm. Gene Ontology annotation, biological process: aldehyde metabolic process. Gene Ontology annotation, molecular function: aldehyde dehydrogenase (NAD+) activity; 3-chloroallyl aldehyde dehydrogenase activity. Lineage: Eukaryota; Metazoa; Chordata; Mammalia; Artiodactyla; Camelidae. The transcript has 10 exons.